GCACAACAGAAGCAAGUUCACGGCAAUAUCGUGUGACAAGAAAGAGAAACUCGCAUCAUGCUAUCAAAAUACAAUUUCAAAUUGAUCGUAUAGAACACAAGUAAGAGACUAUCGAAAGCCGAAACUCAAUUAACCGAACCCAGCUUAGGACGAUAUACGGAGUGGCAUCACAACUACUGAAGGGCGCUAUGCAGCAGAACCAGCAACAUCGGAGUGUGAACUCCAAUACUAAGCAAUACAAUCAGAACACGGCAAGGAAUAUAGGAGACGAAUGCUCGUCUGACUCUCCUGGUUCGCUUGAGUUAGCUGAUAAUUCUAGCUUCGAUUCUAACUCAGAAAAUGCCACAGAGUCUAUACGGAAAAUAGGUUCAAGAUCUGAGAAGGACAUUAGAGGUACGGACGCGACAGUGGAUCAAAGACAAAAUGAAACAACUGCAGGUAGAAACAGUUUGAUUGGGGGCCAAAGAGCUGACAUGCAACAGGGGCGGAAGGGUAUGGGUGAUCUCACUGAGGCGCUGCAUAGUUAUUUCAAAACAGAUAGUUCGAAUGACUGUCAAACUCUGAGUGGAUUGAAUCACGACAAGGAGAGUAGUAGCCCGACUGAUUUUGGCAGUAAUACCACGCGUUCCGAGAUAGGGAGUCAGGGCGCGUCCGCCACUGCGGCAGAACAGAGAAUCGGUCGUUCAGCGAGCACAGGGACGGAGGGUACUGUGAUAUCCCAUAGGUGCGAGACUGGGUCGAAAACCCCUGAGGAUACACAGGCUGGAAGGACGAUGUUCAGUCAAGAUGGGGAUUACACGGGUAGUUUCGUCAGUGAGAAGCAAUAUAUGAAACGUAUCAAAAGUGAAGACGAGGAAAGCACCGCAGUCUGCAAUGAUGGUGUCAAUAAUCCUAGUGAGCAUACCAAUGUGAAUGAUAUCACCGCGAACAGUGCCAAUGGUCUGAAAUUCGGCAGUAAAUUUGACGAGAAGGACAGUUUGUCUUUCAGCGGCAGUGUAGCGGGGAGUUCUGCCAGCAAGCUGUCACGUCGAAGGCGCAAGGCGGCUGAGUUAAAACGUGCCUAUUUUUGCAAGUACGAUAGGUGCGGGAAGACGUACGCGAGUAAUCACGCGAGAAAUUUACACUAUCGACUGAAGCACGCGAGAGGCAAUAGUGUGUUCUGCGAUCUCGCAAAAUCGCCUGUAGCCACCAUUCCUGCGAUACCCACGGGUGAUCGCAGCCAUCUCCUGCAUACCGCACCAAAGAAGCAUAUUCCAGUACAACCCCGUCCGAUAGCUAUGAGACCCACUGUGAAUGGUGGUGCUAAGCUAGUACCACGUGCGGUACAGUACUUAAGAAUACAAAAUGGUGUGCCCAUACCUGUAGCUGUGUCAAUGCCUAUGGCUUCCGCCGUCACAGUGCCAUCGCAACUAAUGAUUCUUCAGCAAGACGGAAGCACUCUUGUGAGAUGCGUGGAGGGAGCCAUCAACCAAGGCGCUUCUAAUUACGUCAGCAACAUUCAAAGUUCAGUCCUUUCGCAGUUGAAAUCACAAGUUCUGAAGAACGAAUCUCAGGAAGAGUACACAUCCUGUGGAUUCACUAACCACAGACAAAUGCCAGGCGAAGAUGUUAAUCACUCUUCCGACCACACCCGUCGACAGAUUCAUGGCGAGCAUGUUCGCACUAUGAUGCAGCAAACUGAGGCCCAGCAGUCGCACCAUCCUUGUGUUCAUUCCGAAGUGCCAAAGGACAUGCAUGUGCGUCAGAGAAAAGGGUCGAAGAAGAGGAAAAAUAAUACUGAUCGCGGGGAUGUUCCUGUGGUUUUGUCCACGCCGACGCCAUCAGCGCCUAUUGCACCAAUUAAUGGGGAUGGAUUGGUGAAUGUGAACACGAACUACAGCACUAUUCCAUCGCCUGGCACCAACUUGCCACCAAUUAAUGGGGAUGGAUUGGUGAAUGUGAACACGAACUACAGCACUAUUCCAUCGCCUGGCACCAACUUGCCACCAAUAAAUGGGGAUGGAUUGGUGAAUGUGAACACGAACUAUAAUUCCAUACCACCGCCUGGUGCCAACUUCAUCACACCGAUGCAACACCACAACCCACAAGAGUGUCCUAGUCAGGUACAGGGCUGGGCGCAGCAACAGCAGCAACAGUCGAUCAAUGCGCGUGUGCAAAACAUAGUGAAAAGAUCGAUUUGUUCGUGCAAUCAUCAGCGACAAGACCAGGAUUUCCUUACUCAGGAAUAUGAUCGUGGAGGUGGUAGUCCACAUUAUGAGGUCUUCAACCCCACUUGCAGCGAACAACAGCAGCCUACGCUCAAUCACAGGCUCAUGGAGGGACGUUCGCAACGACAGGACUGGGUAUCCAUUUCACCUACGUCGUCCACCCAAGGGUCGCCAGACGUGGCAUAUUUAUAUGGAUCAGAUGAGAAAGUACCACACGUGCAUUUUCAAUCGAGGGAUGAGAAUAUGGGCAACUACCAACCACUCGAACCUACCGUGUACGGUAACACAAACGAGGGUGAAUGCAGGCGGAGCACGGGCGGGCGUCGCCAAUCUCCCUGCAAUUAUCCAUACGUUACCGUACAGAACGCUGGACAGACUGUAAGAGAUGAUUUCGAGCGGCCAACACGAAACAUGCGGUACAAUGGGAUGUGCCAAGCGAGCAACGGUCGCGAUCUCCGUAACGAUACACAGAAUCGGCAGACUCACUCCGCACAGCGACAAUGCCAAAACCAGCAGCCGCAGGUAGUACAGAUGCAAAUGAGUACUUCGCCGUGCAAUACUAGAGUUCAAGGUCAACAAUGGCCUCAGCACGAAUCAGUUUAUGUUUGCAAUAAUCACCAUCUGAACCCGACGGUGAGAAACCAGGAGCCGCAAGAGACCAUGUAUCACAAUCAACACGUGUCAAACGCUCAGCAUUUACCAGUUUACGCUAGCAACAAUCAUCACGGAAGUACAAUGGUGAUAGAUCAGGAGCCACAUGAUGAAAUGUAUUCUAAUCAACAGGGGUAUAUAACUAACACGCAGCAGGAAGAAGUUUACAUGGGCAAUAAUCAAUAUGAAAAUUCGGAGGUGAGGAAUCAACAACAGCAGGAAGUAAUACCUUCAAAGCAUUAUCAUCAUAACCAUAUAUCCAAGAGGGAUCGAAAGCACACACGGUCGAAGAAGAAACUUUUUUCCACUUCCGACGGCAUCGGCGGUUGCGAUCACCGCGGGUCUGUGCCGCAGAAUCGUCAAUAUCAUCAAACACAUCUGCAAUAUCAAUAUAAUCAGCAGUAUCCAAGCCAACAGCCUCAGCCUACCCAGGUGCAAGGGAUGGCGCAAUCAAGCGAUUCUAGCGCUCAAGACCAACAGUGGACUCAGCAGCAACAGUACCGCAUGAGUAACAUGUACUCUACAAACCCGCCGAUGAACAACGGCCCUCAGAAUAGAGGCGGAUACUUGCGACAAUGA
Sphaeroforma arctica JP610 is the source of this 3437-nucleotide messenger RNA. RefSeq lists its product as hypothetical. NCBI's taxonomy places the organism in Eukaryota, Ichthyosporea, Ichthyophonida. The record is from RefSeq and is a predicted model, not a curated record. The coding region runs from base 189 to 3437 and encodes 1082 amino acids. The transcript is spliced from 4 exons.